AUGGAUCCUAGAGAUCAACAGCGGAACUCGAGCCCCAAGGACCAUGGACAAGUGCCGAUACCGGAAGGGUCGCCCGCCAACUCCAAGGGCCAGGAUCCGCAGGAAGGGCAGCCCAGGAACUCGACGUGGGGAGCGGAUGAGCUGGAAAUGCUGAGGCGAGCCGCUAAGAUUGCCAAGAAGAAGGCAGCCGCAGCUCGCCAGGCGGCAGCAUCCAACUUACACACGCCCAAGACAGCAAAGCCGGUCCCGUCUUCUGACAUGCCCACGGGCCCCGGCAUGACGGGGUCGGGAUCAAAGUCAGGGUCAGGAUCAGGAUCGGAAAACGCAUCUGUAUCUGGGUCUGGAUCAGGACUCGGAUCUGAGUCUGCAUCUGGAUUGGGAUCGGGAUCACAGGCUCAAGGUUCGCACGCUUCCCACUCGCAAGACGCGCUGCCCCAGUCCAGCAAGUCGGGAGAGCACAAUGAUGAGACGGACGCCAACGGCAAGCGCCACCACAGCAAAAACGAGACACCUGCAUGGCGCAGGAGCAGCGAGCCGGUGGUGGUGGAGGACAAUGCCACUGUUGCCCAGCUAGUGGACUUGGUGUGCUCACUGCUGAGAGUCCCUGUGUACCUCCUCUGGGAUCUACCUCGUCAAGUCGUUUUCAAGUUGCUGUGGAAGAUGUUAGUGUCUGUGGUGAAGGGCGUCGGUAAGCCGUUGACCUGCUUCUUGGUGGUUGCUUGUGUUGUGUUGAAACCGUUGUUGGACAGCAUUGCGGGUAGCGCGGUGGUCAGCCCUGCGCUGAGGUGGAUGGUCGGGUUGCUGCCGCUUUUGGGUGGACAGUCGAUGGCGACAGGUGACAACGGCGUAACGUUUGGUUUGAUGACGACGAUCCAGACACGGUGUCCGUAUACGCACGACAUGUACGCCAACAUGGGAUAUCUAUCGGCCGUCUCGACCGACGCAAGCAACUCAGGAGUGGCGAGGGCCUUUGUGGACGCGUCUCUGAAGCGGAAGAGCCUCGUACCCAGUGACAUGAUGAGGUCGGGGUCGGGGUCGGGGUCGGGGACGGGGUCUUCGUCGCUGGCCUUCUUUCUGUCCAACGUCACCAGGAACGUGGACGAGAUCAACCACCGCGACGGCAAGUUCUAUCAACGAUUCGCCAAAGGCAUUCUGGCCGACUACAACAAGGCCCAAUGGCUAAGGGUGACUAUGAUGGGCGCCGACAAGGAGCAGGUGGCAGCGCAGACGACCUUCACCUCCAAGAUGAUGGCGCAGUUGCCUACGGGACCGGUGCCUUGGGCAGGGGUGAGGUGCUGGAUAACGGGCUCGUCUCCAGCGCACAGGCGGCUGGAGAAUCGGGCAGCAACGCUCCGAGGCAUACUCGACCAUGCCAUGCGCACAGGGUUUGAGGAAGCCGACUCCUUCAGCGGCAGCGACAGCGGCAAGGCUCAGCUGGUGGAGUUGGCCGACGGCAUUCAGGAGUAUGUCUGUCGUUUGCACGAGCCAAUGGUGGAAGCCGUUGAGAUGGGCGAGAUUAAGCUGCGCGGUGCCCAGAUGGCGGCGGUGCGAGGGACGAGCUCGAUAGCCGAGUCGGACCUCGUGGCGCUCGACAGGGCGAGGGACGAGCUGCGGGUGAUGGGAGCGGUGGGUUCGACGAUUUGCGUGGAGGCACGAAGAACGGCAUCUGGCCUGAAGGCGAGCCACAGUGUGGUUGACGAUUUUCCGGAGACGCUGAAGGGGCUCAAGGAGAGGCUCGAAGGGCUUUCGGGUGUCGGAGUCGGGGGAGAAUCGGAGAGCAGGCGGAGGAGGAGGAAGUGUUGGGAUGACGACGACGUCGCUGAGGAUGAGCUGCAGUUGCUUGGGAUUGUCAGCGAGCUCUUGAAGGCGAUGAAUGAAGCUUACCUGCUCGAGUAG
Colletotrichum higginsianum IMI 349063 is the source of this 1896-nucleotide messenger RNA. RefSeq lists its product as uncharacterized. The transcript has a single exon. NCBI's taxonomy places the organism in Eukaryota, Fungi, Ascomycota, Sordariomycetes, Glomerellales, Glomerellaceae. The coding region runs from base 1 to 1896 and encodes 631 amino acids. The record is from RefSeq and is a predicted model, not a curated record.